AUGCUCGGAAGACAGGAUCCUGCGCGUGAGAGAGAGCAGCGCCGCAGAAACGAGGAGCGUGAGCAAGACCGCCAAGAUGCCAGGGACUGGCAACAGAGAGUCAACGAUGACCUCGCGCGCCUUGAACAGCAGACUAGACAGCGGGAAGAGGAGCGCCAGGCCCGUGAGCGCGCGGAGAGAGAGCGUCAGGGCCGGUCGCUAAAGUCUGAGGCAAGGAGAGAUGACGGCAAGAUAGGCUUUGGUAUGAUCCAGGCAGUGCAGUGUAGUCCAGUGAUAGUGAAAUAA
Messenger RNA from Colletotrichum chrysophilum, 285 nucleotides. RefSeq lists its product as uncharacterized. The record is from RefSeq and is a predicted model, not a curated record. The transcript is spliced from 2 exons. The coding region runs from base 1 to 285 and encodes 94 amino acids. NCBI's taxonomy places the organism in Eukaryota, Fungi, Ascomycota, Sordariomycetes, Glomerellales, Glomerellaceae.